This is a messenger RNA of Paramisgurnus dabryanus, 2211 nucleotides long. It is a transcript of the gene zmynd19, whose product is annotated as zinc finger, MYND-type containing 19. The record is from RefSeq and is a predicted model, not a curated record. Gene Ontology annotation, cellular component: cytoplasm; synapse; membrane. NCBI's taxonomy places the organism in Eukaryota, Metazoa, Chordata, Actinopteri, Cypriniformes, Cobitidae.
CCUCUCACAGCGGUGCAUCGCGGAGGUUUGGAAGCGGGUGGGGAAGACUCGGGCAGCGACAGACCCUGUUACGCUACAAAUUUGUUUGCGGGGUUGGGUUGCCCGGACCGAUUUCAAGCUUACUACCAUCGUAUCUGCUCUCACAUCUCAGCCUAGACCUGACAUCCCCUCUAAUGUCGGAUUUCAAGCUUGGGAUCGUUCGACUUGGCCGUGUGGCCGGGAAGACAAAGUACACUUUGAUCGACGAGCAGGACAUACCUUUAGUGGAAAACUAUGCCUUUGAGGCACGAAUGGAAGUUGAUGCAGAUGGGAAUGGGGCAAAAAUCUUUGCUUAUGCCUUUGACAUAGGCAAGGGCAGGUGGGCAGGUCGACCACUGCAUGAGUUACUCUGGGAGAAACACAGAGGAGGCAUCGCUCCAAGUUUCCAAGUAGUUCACAUAAAUUCGGUCACAGUGGAUAAUCGUCUAGAUAACCUGCGUCUUGUUCCUGCGGGAUGGAGUCCGAAACCUGAAGAACUGUCCAGCAAACAAAGAGAGCAGUCGCUCUACUGGUUGGCCAUCCAGCAGGUUCCUGCAGACCCGGUAGAGGAGCAGUAUCUGGAGCUGAGUCGCACACGUUACUACAAUGCUAAUGGGGAGCUGGUGGAAGAAGAAGAGUGCUCCUGCACUUACUAUGAGUGUCACUACCCACCCUGCUCACUCAUUGAAAGGAGGCUGAGAGAGUUCAACAUCUGUGGCCGAUGCCAGGUGGCGCGCUACUGCGGCUCGCAGUGCCAACAGAGGGAUUGGCCAGCCCAUAAGAAGCAGUGUCGUGAACGUAAACGAGUUCUGGCGCUGGAGUCUGAACCUGAGCGAUGAUCUCCUCCACCCCAGUUUUAAGAGUGGUGGUCAAAGGGGUAUGGGUGAGACUUGAGAUGAAAUGCAAAAACAGACUGAUAGGCUAGGAGACAAUAUAAGUGGGCUGGAUGGGCCUGUUGGGAAAAAAACUUGCUUCCCUGAACUUUAACAUCCCCACAGCUUGCCUAUGGGGAUUAUGGGAAAGAGAUUUUUUUGUUUUUGUUGUUGCCGUUCAGAGGAGGUCUUUAAGGCUCCACCUGCUGCUAUGAAUGUGUGUUUAAUGAAGAAAACACCAUGCUGUCAUAACUCUAUGGACUGCAAGAAUUGACAGUCAUGUGCUUGCUUGUUCCAUCCAUCCACCCAUCAUGAAGUAUUAGGCACUGGUAUCGAGGGACAAAACUGCUGUACAACUAAAUGGAAUACGGACCUCUUCACUGUACUACCCUUUCCUCUCCUGUUUGAACUUUUUGUGCACAUAACCAAGCACAUAGUGAUCCACCUGCCAUACCUUCUACAAGUAUACAGCCAAUAGCUGUGCAAAACCACACCACCAGUAUUGUGUGUGUGCACGCGCAAUGCCAUUAUUGACUGAAGGACAUGGAUGAAAUGGUUGAAUGUUUCCAUGACUUUUUCUCUUUUUUAUUUUUUAAUUUGUCAAAUGGAAGUUUUUGAAGGGAGGAGUCUUGGGGAAUAUGCCUACUUGGGGAAGGCAGUGUCACUUUUUGCAUACCCAUUUUUGAAAUGCAUCACAAUCCUAUUUACAAUUUCCACACUUGUAAUGUUUAGUUUUGCUUAGCAUAACAAGCACCCAGUUUAGAUGGAUGUCCUGGGAAAAACUUGAAAACCCACAAAGAAAGUUGACUGAAUAAUGUUGUCAAUGUGUAGUUGGAUGUAAGUUGUUAUUUGGGUCCCAGUCAUUCAAUAAUUAGUCUUCUGUUUGUCUUAAACUCUGUCAAAGUGAAUAUUACUUGGUUAAUUUUUUUAGCAAUCUCUCAUCUUGAUUAAAAAAUGUGCACACAAGUUCCGAGUGUGUCUUCCUGUUACGUCAAGGGCAACUUUACCAAACUGUGACGUGCACAUACAAAUACGCAUGUAUAAAAGAUGUGAUGUUUGUCUGCGUGCGUAUUCUGAAUAAUUUAUUUAUCUGGUUGGGUUGAACACUGUGCACUGAAUAUCCACACAUUGAUUCUCGCUCUUUCUAUGAAAUGGGAGUAUUGGGUAAGUUGGGCGUCUGUUCUUUUUAUUUUUUCUAAGCUAUUACUAUACAAACAUUAAAUACAUAAUAUGUGAAUGGACAAAGUUUGUGAUAACUGACCAUUUCUUGUCACUGUAAAAUAUAAAGUAAAUAAAUAAAAUAUGAAAUGUGUAAAGGUAA